CGCGAAGUAUUUAGCGGGCGGAAGGCUAAAGUCGACAGGGGGGCCCGGUGGGUAGCGCGAUGUGGGGGUCGAUGACAUAACAAAAACGCCUCACAGAACACCACCCCCCCUCUGAAGAAGAUCAUACAAAGACAUUUUUAGAAUAACUACACUCUCUUUACCUGUAAUAAAUAGCGAGCAGUUCCCUCUUGUCUACUUCAACGUUUGCAAUAUUUCUACAACUACAGGAUCUUCCAAUUUAAACCGCACAUUACAUCAGCGUCGUCAUGGCAGGCGCAGGUGGAAAGAGAAUCGCAAAGGAGCUCAAUGAGGCCACAAACCCUCCCCUCCCAGGAAUCCAAGUCAACCUCGGCGAGGACUCCGAUAUCCACCAGUGGCAUAUCAUAAUCGAAGGACCCCCAGAAUCUCCCUAUGCCGGCGGUUUAUUUAAGCUCCUCCUCGUGCUCCCGACCGAAUACCCCUUCAAGCCUCCGAAGAUAAACUUCAAGACGAAGAUCUUCCACCCGAACGUCUCGAACGAUGAGCACGGCUCGAUGUGCCUCGGCAUGCUGAAGGGAGACCAGUGGAAGCCGUCGACUAAGAUCGUGGGCGUGCUGGAGGCGGCGCUGCAGCUGCUGUCGGAGCCGGUGCCGGAUGAUGCUGUCGAGACGGGGAUAGCGGAGUUGUAUAGGAAUAAUCGCAAGGAGUUCGAUAAGCAGGCCAAGGAGUGGACGAAGAGGUAUGCAAAUUAGCGUGUGGGCUUGUUAUGGGGUGUAGAGGUUCUGUGGGGGGUUGGAUGAGCUGAACAACAGGGUUCGAUGGAUCACAUAGCUGCUUUGGACUGUAUUAUGGGUGGGGGAUGAAGCGAUCUGUGCAAUUCAACGCAUAGAAAUCACAGCAGCUGUUUGUGCGAGAAGAGUCGCCGCAGCAUUUUAGAGUCAUUAUCUACGCCCCUUUAAUAUUCAGCUACGUCUUAGUGAUAUCAGGGUUCUAAAGGCCCAUGCCAUCGUUGUUGGCGGCGUCCAGGUCAACACACUAGGAUACCGGCUGGAUGUUCAGAGGAUGUAAAUGGAUCUUAUUUGGUAAUCCUCUGCAAAUAAACGUAAAUUAAACUACUAAUUUAACUAUAAA
Messenger RNA from Pseudogymnoascus destructans, 1110 nucleotides. RefSeq lists its product as uncharacterized. The record is from RefSeq and is a predicted model, not a curated record. Bases 267 to 731 code for a protein of 154 amino acids. The transcript is spliced from 3 exons. Lineage: Eukaryota; Fungi; Ascomycota; Leotiomycetes; Thelebolales; Thelebolaceae.